AGGAAAUCUAGAAACAGGAAGAAAAAAGAAACUGCAGUUUGAAAACCUAACCAGCAUCAUGCUUCAAGCAAUCACACCUGAACGUCAUGAAGAAAUUCAGGUCAAGAGUGAUCAGGCUAGAGCAGAAUGGGAGGAUUUUCAGAACAGUCUGGAAAAAACAAAGAGCCAUUUACAGCAAGUUCUGCAUUUGUGGAAGAAGUAUGAAGAAGAAUUUGAAGCAUUCAGUGCAUGGCUUCGAGACAUGGAAGCUCGAGUGAAAAGUGAGACAUCCCAGCAAGUUGAAAUAGACUCUUUAGAACAACAACUGAAGACAUUAGAGGGUUUACAACAGGAUGUAAAAAAUCAUCAGAAGCCAUUAGAAAAUCUCAUGGAUCUAACUCAAGAAAUCAGUAAGGAAAGUCCAGAGUCUCGUGUGACUAAUCAAGUAACACAACUCAAAACACGAUUUACUGCUUUGGAAAAGGCCCUCCAGAAUGCAGUUGUGAGAGUUAGGGAUUUGAUGAAAACUGAGGAGAGCUAUAAAAGAGCCAAGAGAGACCUCCAAUCCUGGUUAGAUAUAAUGGAAAGAAAACUUGAAUUAUCUGCUGAAGCUAGUGGAGAUCGAGCUCUAUUGGAAGGCAGAUUGGAAACUCUGAAG
Molecule: messenger RNA, 637 nt
Organism: Limulus polyphemus (Atlantic horseshoe crab)
Lineage: Eukaryota; Metazoa; Arthropoda; Merostomata; Xiphosura; Limulidae
Product: nesprin-3-like
Exons: 3
Biological process (GO): nuclear migration
Cellular component (GO): meiotic nuclear membrane microtubule tethering complex; cytoplasm; nuclear outer membrane
Molecular function (GO): actin filament binding
Source: RefSeq, a predicted model, not a curated record